ACGUUGUACGUUUCCCUUCCAAUUAUCUCUGUCACCGUGGAUUCUCUCUCCACUUGUGUCAAAACUCAAGCGUGGGUUGUUGCACUUCACUCACACUCAAACUAGUUCCACGCUUUUUCUUUUUUCUUUCUCUUCUGUUCUGAUUCUCAAGAAACCAACAACAAAAAAACCGAUAUUUUCUCUUUUGAGGUUUUGAUCACUUUCAUUCUAGUCCAACACCGUCUUUUAAGGUUUUUGGGAAGUGGGUAGCUUGUGGGGUGGUGGUUUAAACUUUGAUCCGAGGAACUGGCAAGAUCUCUAGUCUCUUGGAAAUUGGGUUUGUGCAGAUGAAGUCCACUAUGGCUCAGAAUCAGAGUAACUGGGAAGCUGAUAAAAUGCUUGAUGUUUAUAUUUAUGAUUAUUUGAUGAAAAGAAAAUUACAUGCCGCUGCAAAAGCUUUUGUCGCAGAAGGAAAAGUUUCCACGGAUCCAGUAGCAAUUGAUGCGCCUGGAGGAUUUCUCUAUGAGUGGUGGUCUGUGUUUUGGGACAUAUUCAUCUCAAGGACAAAUGAGAAACAUUCUGAGGCUGCUGCAGCUUACAUUGAGACCCAGCAAACAAAAGCUAGAGAGCAACAACUUCAAAUGCAGCAAUUGCAACUUAUGCAGCAACGCAGUGCACAGUUACAGAGAAGAGAUCCUAAUCAUCCUGUCCUUGGUGGUUCCAUAAAUGCCAUGAAUUCUGAAGGAAUGUUGGGUCAGCCACCAGCAAGUGUGUUGGCAAUGAAAAUGUAUGAAGAACGAAUGAAACACCCUCAUUCAAUGGAUUCAGAGGCAUCUCCUACUCUUAUUGAUCCCAAUAGGAUGGCCUUACUCAAAUCAGCAGCUAGUCAUCAAGGUCAAUUGGUUCAUGGAAAUUCAGGGAAUAUGUCCACUGCAUUACAGCAAAUUCCAGGGCGGACUCCUUUAACCACUGACAUCAAAGGAGAAGUUAAUUUAGGUGCCACUCCAAAGAGUUUGCCUAUGGAUACAUCAGUUUAUCGACAAGCAAUUUUACAAACAAAAUCUGGGCUAGGCAGUCCAGGAAUAAAUCAAGGAGUUACAAGUCUUCCAUUGAAGGGUUGGCCUCUAGCAUCUGGAAUUGAUCAACUAAAACCUAAUUUCGGUGUACAAGCUUCUAAGCCCAAUUUGACAACCCAGAACCAAUUUGUUUUGGCAUCACAACAGCAACAAGCCUUGGCACAGGCUCAGGCACAAAAUAACCUUGGGAAUUCUAAUUAUGGUGACAUGGAUCCUCGUAGACUUUCUGGUCUUCCUCGAGGUAGCUUAAGUGCAAAGGAUGGUCAGUCUACCAGAAAUGAAGGAUCUAUUUGCUCUCAAAUGCAGUCAGAUUCACCUAAGAUGAAGAUGGCUCAGUCACAACAAUCAUUAUCUCAUUCUCAACAGCAGGAGCAAUUACAGCAGCAGAGUAACAGAAAAAGAAAAUCUGGAGCUGCCAAUAGCACUGGUACUGGUAACACUGCUGCUCCGUCCCCUACUUCAUCACCAUCAACACAUACACCUGGUGAUGGAUUAAAUACAGCAAGCAGCUUACAGCAUGUUAACAGUGUCCAAAAGAGCAUGAUGAUGUAUGGUACAGAGACAACAGGAGGCCUUGCAUCAUCGUCGAAUUUGCUGGACGACAUGGAUCGAUUUGGAGAUGUUGAUGCUUUAGAUGAUAAUGUCGAAUCCUUUCUAUCAAAUGAUGGCGUAGAUGGUGGAAAUCUCUAUGGAACAGUGAAACAAAGUCCGGCUGAGCAACUGAAAGAAUCUUCAAAAGGUACCUUUGGUGAAGUUGGUUGCAUAAGAACAAGGAGCAGCAAAGUUACUUGUUGUCACUUUUCUUCAGAUGGAAAGUGGUUAGCCAGUGCUGGAGAUGACAUGAAGGUUGACAUCUGGAACAUGGACACUUUACAAAUAGAGAGCACUCCUGCAGAACACAAAUCAGUUAUUACAGAUGUCCGUUUUAGACCUAAUUCAUCUCAGUUGGCGACUGCUUCACGUGAUAAGUCUGUGCGGUUAUGGGACACAACCAAUCCAAGCCGUUGUGUGCAAGAAUAUAGUGGGCAUUCAUCAGCUAUAAUGUCUCUUGAUUUCCAUCCUAAGAAGACUGAAGUUUUCUGCUUCUGUGAUGGUGAAAAUGAAAUUCGGUAUUGGAAUAUUAAUUCAGCCACCUGCACCCGUGUAACUAAGGGAGCUAGUGCACAAGUGAGGUUUCAGCCUAGACUAGGGCGUUUCCUGGCAGCAGCUUCUGAUAAAGGAGUGUCAAUUUUUGAUGUUGAAUCUGACACACAAAUUUACACCCUCCAGGGACAUCCUGAACCGGUGAGCUAUAUUUGCUGGGAUGGGAAUGGUGAUGCCUUGGCAUCUGUGAGUCCUAAUUUGGUGAAGGUUUGGAGUUUGACCUCAGGAGGAGAAUGCAUUCAUGAGUUCAGCUCCACUGGGAGCCAAUUGCAUUCCUGUGUUUUUCAUCCAAGUUAUUCAACUUUGUUGGUGAUUGGAGGAAGUUCGGUAAGCUUUUGUUCAUUAACUGUUGUAAUGAAUGCAUGGAUUCAAAAACCUUACUUCUGGACUGCAUGCAUCAGACCCAUGGAAAAAACUGCACCCAUUUCAUUUCCUUAGAGUUAUGGAACAUGACCGAUAACAAAAGCUUGACAGUUCCUGCACAUGAAAAUGUAAUUUCUGCUUUGGCUCAGUCAUCUGUCACUGGAAUGGUUGCCUCUGCAAGUUAUGACAACUAUGUAAAGCUGUGGAAAUAAAAUUCCUGAUUUAGGUUCUAACAUCACAUAUAUUCGUUGUCAGUAGUACUUUAUCUAAAAGAGUUCAGAGAGAGGUCUUGAAAGCAAAAAGGGGGUCUCCAAACUUGGUUUUAUUUUUUAUUUUAUAUUUCAUUGUGGAAAUGAGGUUUGAAUCCUAUCCAAACCCCUCAUCAUUAGCUUAAUCUUAGUUGGUUUCUCCCACCGUUGAUGUUGCAAUAAGGUAUACUAGACUUCUAGUACAUAAAUAUAAAUACAAUUUUGCUUUUAGAAUCCUAGGCACUGUCAACUUAGACAUUGCACCAAUCUGCAAUGCAAUUUUUAUUUAUAUGGUUAAUAUAUUUUAUUUGGAUUGUUAAAAC
Molecule: messenger RNA, 3132 nt
Organism: Glycine soja
Lineage: Eukaryota; Viridiplantae; Streptophyta; Magnoliopsida; Fabales; Fabaceae
Product: transcriptional corepressor LEUNIG_HOMOLOG-like
Exons: 19
Coding region: 327-2636 (769 amino acids)
Molecular function (GO): protein binding; transcription corepressor activity
Source: RefSeq, a predicted model, not a curated record